Molecule: messenger RNA, 1922 nt
Organism: Rhinolophus ferrumequinum (greater horseshoe bat)
Lineage: Eukaryota; Metazoa; Chordata; Mammalia; Chiroptera; Rhinolophidae
Gene: PTGS2
Product: prostaglandin-endoperoxide synthase 2
Exons: 10
Coding region: 105-1922 (605 amino acids)
Biological process (GO): response to oxidative stress; cyclooxygenase pathway
Cellular component (GO): cytoplasm; neuron projection
Molecular function (GO): prostaglandin-endoperoxide synthase activity; peroxidase activity; oxidoreductase activity, acting on single donors with incorporation of molecular oxygen, incorporation of two atoms of oxygen
Source: RefSeq, a predicted model, not a curated record
ACUUGCAGCGAGCGUCAGGAGUACGCCCAGGAACUCCGCCCAGCGCCUCCUCCAGCCCCGCGGCCCGAAGCUCACACAGCGCAACGCCUUCGCCCGCGGCGGAGAUGCUCUCCAGCGCCUUGCUGCUGCUCUACGCCACCCUGGCGCUCAGCUGUGCAGGAAAUCCUUGCUGUUCCAACCCAUGUCAAAACCGAGGUGUAUGUAUGAGUGUUGGAUUUGACCAGUAUAAGUGUGACUGUACCCGGACAGGAUUCUAUGGUGAAAACUGUACAACACCUGAAUUUCUGACAAGAAUAAAGUUAUUCCUGAAACCCACUCCUAACACAGUGCACUAUAUACUUACCCACUUCAAGGGAAUCUGGAACAUUGUCAAUAAUAUUCCCUUCCUGCGAAAUGCAAUUAUGAAGUAUGUGUUGACAUCCAGAUCACAUUUGAUUGACAGCCCGCCAACCUACAAUGCACAGUAUGGCUAUAAAAGCUGGGAAGCCUUUUCUAAUAUCUCCUAUUACACCAGAGCUCUUCCUCCUGUGGCUGACGACUGCCCCACUCCCAUGGGCGUGAAAGGAAAGAAAGAGCUUCCUGAUUCAAAAUUGAUUGUGGAAAAAUUUCUUCUAAGGAAACAGUUUAUCCCUGAUCCCCAGGGCACAAAUUUGAUGUUUGCGUUCUUUGCCCAGCACUUCACCCAUCAGUUUUUCAAGACAGAUCACAAGCGAGGACCAGCUUUCACCAAAGGACUGGGUCAUGGGGUGGAUUUAAAUCAUAUUUAUGGUGAAACUUUGGAUAGACAGCAUAAACUGCGCCUUUUCAAGGAUGGAAAAAUGAAAUAUCAGAUAAUUGAUGGAGAGGUGUAUCCUCCCACAGUCAAAGAUACUCAGGUGGAGAUGAUCUAUCCCCCUCAUGUCCCUGAACACCUGCGGUUUGCUGUGGGGCAGGAGGUGUUUGGUCUGGUGCCUGGUCUGAUGAUGUAUGCCACGAUUUGGCUCCGAGAACAUAACAGAGUGUGUGAUGUGCUUAAACAAGAGCAUCCAGAAUGGGAUGACGAGCGGUUGUUCCAGACAAGCAGGCUGAUACUGAUAGGAGAAACUAUUAAGAUCGUGAUAGAAGACUACGUACAGCACUUGAGUGGCUAUCACUUCAAACUGAAGUUUGACCCAGAGCUGCUUUUCCACCAACAAUUCCAGUACCAAAACCGCAUUGCUGCUGAGUUUAACACGCUCUACCACUGGCAUCCCCUGCUGCCUGACACCUUUCAAAUUGAAGACCAGGAGUACAACCAUCGACAGUUCCUCUACAACAACUCUAUAUUAAUGGAACAUGGGCUUACCCAGUUUGUUGAAUCAUUCAGCAGGCAAAUUGCUGGCAGGGUUGCUGGUGGCAGGAAUCUCCCAGCUGCAGUACAACAUGUAGCGAAGGCUUCCAUCGACCAGAGCAGACAGAUGAAAUAUCAGUCUCUGAAUGAGUACCGCAAACGCUUUCUGAUGAAGCCCUAUGAAUCAUUUGAAGAACUUACAGGAGAGAAGGAAAUGGCUGCAGAGUUAGAAGCCCUCUAUGGUGACAUCGAUGCCAUGGAGCUGUAUCCUGCCCUUUUGGUAGAAAAGCCACGUGCAGAUGCCAUCUUUGGUGAGACCAUGGUAGAACUUGGCGCACCUUUCUCCUUGAAAGGACUGAUGGGCAAUCCUAUAUGUUCUCCUAACUACUGGAAACCGAGCACUUUUGGUGGAGAAGUAGGUUUUAAAAUCAUCAACACUGCCUCAAUCCAGUCUCUCAUCUGCAACAACGUGCAAGGCUGUCCUUCUACUUCAUUCAGUGUUCAAGACCCGGAACCCACCAAGACAGUGACCAUCAAUGCAAGCCCUUCCCACUCUGGACUGGAUGAUAUUAAUCCUACAGUACUACUGAAAGGACGUUCCACUGAACUGUAG